AUGAGUUCCAAUGACUUGACCGAUCGAAAAUAUUAUAGUUUAUAUGUGGGAAGCAUAUCGCCGAAUAUCCGUCGCAAACAAUUGUGUGAUUAUCUUGAACAAUACGGACGAGUUGAUCAAUGCCAAUGGUUUGAAGCUAAUUAUCGACGAUGUAAUUGUUUUGCGUUCGUCCUAAUGAAUACUCCGGACUCGAUCAAUCGAUUGAUGGCAACUCGACCACAUGUUCUUGACAAUCGCCGAUUGUAUUUAAAACGUGAACUGCCGGAGCAAUGUUCGAAUAAAGUCGAACAUUUUCUCACGACUGAAAAUGUGUUAAUUCAGUUUAAACAUAAUCAAAAUGGACAAAUCAACGAACCCGAUUUUAAUGAAGAAAAUAUUCGAAAUUAUUUUCAAACCUAUGGGCAAAUUCUUAGUUUAUGUCUUUUAAAAAAUCAUCGAUGCGUUAUCGAAUAUAAGGAUUAUGAUUCCGUCGAUUGUAUUCUUCUCGAUUGUCCACACUAUUUCAAUUCUCAUGAACUCGAAAUUGACAAAUAUUAUACUACAGAACAAUUGAAGCAUAUCGAGCGUUUGGUUACAACUACGCCCGAGACGCCUGACUUGAGCGCUGGUAUCGAUGAAGAACAUGUCGAACACGUUUUACGUUCCCGUCGUUAUUUGAACAUGCGUAUACGUUUGUUGAAAGACUCGAUAUUCUCAGUCGGUGUAGCGAAUGAGAUUAAAUUAGAAACAAUUCAACGUGGCUUUCAAACAACAAUCGAUCGAAGGAAAGAAUUACUAGAUCAAAUUCAACAAUUAAAUAAACAAUGUCAAAUUUUACACGAGAGAAAUCAAAGUCUGAAGGAAAUGAACGAUAGUCGAAUGGCAAUCAAUGAAAACUUGGAUAAAACUUAUCAGGAGCAGCUUCGCGAAGAACAGGCGAAACAAGACGAAUGGAAACAGAAGAUCGCAGCGUUAUAA
Molecule: messenger RNA, 957 nt
Organism: Adineta ricciae
Lineage: Eukaryota; Metazoa; Rotifera; Eurotatoria; Adinetida; Adinetidae
Source: the annotation of a GenBank genome assembly